GAUCAGUUGUUGUUCAGAUUGGUUUUCUGGAGUCACAAUGAACAGGUUGCUGUGGGUUGUGUGUCUGUUUUUUUUAUGUCUGAUUGGUGAUUGGAAGAGUCAGGUGAAUGGAGAAGAUCAUUUUAUGCUUCUUGCUGGCCCUCUGACUGAGGAUCACAGAACCUCCAGCAGUGACGAAAAUGUCUUUGACUGCAGUCAUCCCACACCAGCAGCUUCCAAGCAGUAUUUUAAGUACCUCCAGACCAAAGGGGUGACACACUUCAAAGUGCCACUGUCAUGGGCAAAACUUCUUCCUACGGGCCUGACCAGCAAGCCUCAACAGGAGGUGGCAAGGUGUUACCAGACCCUGCUGAAGAACCUGCAGGCGGAGGGCUUGCAGCCUCUCGUCAUUCUUCAUGGAUCGACAGUUCCGGACUCCUUGAGGUCCAGGUAUGGAGGCUGGGAAAGUCAGCAGCUUCUAGACCUGUUUCAACAGUAUGCCGAGUUUGCUUUGAGAGAAUUUGGCCAUUUGGCAAAUUCAUGGGUGACAUUUAGUGACCUGGAUGAGAUUUUGCAUGAAGGACCAGCUGUCGAUGGUCACAGUCGUCUUCAAAAUAUCCUUCAGCUCAACAAGGACAUUCAUGAGUUUUAUCAUCAAAACUUUCCAUAUGAAGGGAAACGUCUAUCGUUUGGAUUGAAUGCAAAACACGUGGAUCAACUUUCCAUUCUUAAAGCUUUCACAAAUAUGGAUUUCUUGUCAGUGAACCUUGAAUAUAACUGCGCCUCCUCAAAGAGUUUUGCACAAGAGUUGAGAAACUUGCAGACAUCUGCUGGAAAUUUGCCAAUCUUGAUAUACAAGAUGCCAGUUCGUGACUGUAUCCCGAGUGAACACAAGCUUCUUGGAGAUUUAUUACAAGUUUUAUGGACCAAUAGUUUGAAUAUUAUGGGAUGUGACAUGAGGAAUGUAUUAGAUGAGCUGGACAUGCAGGAUUCUCCAGUCAGCAGGACCGAAUUCAGGAAGAGUUGUGAAAACAUCGUGCAUAAAUUUGAGGACCAAGCCAGCAAUGACGAGCUGUUCCUCACUAAAGGAUUUCCGCCAGGGUUCCAAUGGGCAACGUCGUCAGAAUCUUUCAAGGUUGAAGGUGGCUGGUUGGAAGGGGGAAAAGGAGAGACAAUUUGGGAUCGUUUUGGUCAUGAAGGACAAGUCUUUGCAAAUCACACUGCUGAUCUUGCUUGUGACAGUUACAACAAAGUUGAUAUAGAUGUCUACCUCCUGCAAAGUCUUGGAGUCAACACCUACCAGUUCUCCAUUUCCUGGGCCCGUAUAUUCCCCUCAGGUCUCAAAGACAGCCUGAAGGAAGCAGGAGCUCUCUACUAUGAAGCAGGAGCUCUCUACUAUGACUCAAUGCUCCCUCCUCUCCAUUGGGAUCUGCCUCAGGCUCUCCAAGACAAUGGUGGAUGGACCAACCCUUCCAUUAUUGCAGCUUACAAGGACUAUGCAGCCUUCUGCUUCAAUAGAUAUGGAGACAGGGUCAAGAGCUGGAACACAUUCAGUACCUGGGUGGUGAGCCAUGCUGGAUAUGGCACAGGUGUGCAUGCUCCAGGAAUAAAAGACUAUGUGACUGCUUCUUAUCAGGUUACUCAUAAUAUACUGAAAUCCCAUGCUGAAGCCUGGCAUGUCUACAAUGACAAUUACAGAAAGACACAGGGAGGGAAAGUGGGCAUUGCAUUAAACUCUGACUGGGCAGAACCUGCUGAUGUUGACAAACCUGAAGAUAAGGCAGCUGCAACACGCUACCUGGAGUUUAUGCUAGGCUGGUUUGCCCAUCCAAUCUUCAUAGAUGGGGAUUACCCUGCGGUUCUCAAAACUCAGAUUGCAAACAAAGCAAAAGAGUGUCCCUCAUCUGUGCCAGUAGUGCUUCCAACUUUCACUGAUGAAGAGAAGGCAAGGAUCAAGGGAACUUCUGACUUUUUUGGUUUAAAUCAUUAUACCUCCCGUUUAGUUAGCAGCAGUGCAGGUGGGUGCAUCCCUGGCCCUGCAGGAGUUGGAGACUUCCAGGCAAAAAUGGACCCUUCAUGGCCUGCUACAGCAUCAGACUGGAUCUACUCCAUGCCCACAGGGCUACGGUCACUUCUGACCCACAUUAAAACAACAUAUCUAACUGUUAACAAUGUGCCCAUUUACAUAACUGGGAAUGGCAUGCCAACAAAUGACACCUUCAAUGACACUAGCAGAAUAGAGUACAUGGGGGGUUACAUCAGAGAGGCCCAAAAAGCUAUUGAAUUCGAUAAAGUGGAUGUGCAGAGAUUCACAGUACAAUCAUUUAUGGAUGGAUUUGAGGGAAAUAAAGGGUACAGUGAAAGAUUUGGACUUCACCAGGUUAAUUUUGCAGAUAGCUACAGACCAAGAACACCAAGACAAUCAGCAUAUUUCUUUGCUCAGAUCAUCGAGCAAAAUGGUUUUGUUUCACGUAAACAAGAUCAUUUUGAAGGUGUGAAAAUAUCACCAUCUCGCCGUUCCACCCCACUGCCACCCUCAGAGGUCCCAUCAGCGUCAAAGGCUGUCUGGGAAAAAUUUACACCACAGAAAAAGUUUGACAGGCAAAUGUAUCACUAUGGCAAAUUCUCACAAGACUUCUUAUGGGGCAUCUCAUCAUCAGCUUACCAGAUUGAGGGAGGAUAUAACCAGGAUGGGAAAGGACCCAGUGUAUGGGAUGUAGUCAGUAAUAACCCAGGUAGUGGUAUUCCUGAAGAUGUUAAUGGAAACGUUGCCUGUGACAGUUACAAUAGACUUGAAGAAGACCUUUACAUGCUGCAAGCUAUGAAAGUGAAAUCAUACAGAUUUUCACUGUCAUGGUCCAGAAUUCCCGAUGGUAGACGUGCAUCCCUGAACCAAAAGGGUGUUGACUAUUACAACAGACUUAUUAACGGCCUCUUGGCCAGAAAAAUCACCCCACUGGUCACAAUUUAUCACUGGGACCUCCCACAAGCUCUACAAGACAUUGGUGGCUGGCAAAAUGUGGAGAUGAUUAACAUUUUUAAUGAUUAUUCUGACUUCUGCUUUGCCACUUUUGGUGACAGAGUAAAAUUCUGGAUGACCAUGAAUGACCCUCAAGGACUUGCAUGGUUAGGAUAUGGAACCGGACAAAUCCCUCCAAAAAUUAAGGAGCCAGGAACAGCAUCAUACCAAGUUGGACAUAACUUGAUUAAAGCUCACGCUACAGCCUACCAUACAUAUAAUGAUAAAUACCGUGCUUCUCAGGGAGGUAUGGUUUCCAUUGCCCUUAAUGCUGAAUGGGUUGAACCUAAAGACAUCAAUGUUCCUCGUGAUCUUGUUGCUGCUGACCGUGCAAUGCAGUUCAACGUGGGUUGGUUUGCCCAUCCAAUCUUCAAGAAUGGAGAUUAUCCAGAGGCCAUGAAAGCCCAAGUUUUAAUUAAAAGUGAACUCCAAGGUCUUAAACAGUCAAGACUCCCUUCAUUCACAGAGGAGGAAAAGAACUUGAUCAAAGGAACUGCUGACAUGUUCUGUGUGAAUCACUACACCACCAGGCUAGUAACCCAUAUCACAGGUCUGCUGUCUCCACAUUCCUAUCAAAAUGACUGGGACUAUGAAGAAGAACAAGAAAGUGGUUCACCAGCUACAGCCAUCAAAAACCAGAGAGCUGUAUCAUGGGGCCUAAGGAGACUCCUGAAUUGGAUCAUGGAAGAGUAUGGAGACCCUGAAAUUUACAUAACUGAUAAUGGUGGAGCUACAACAGCAAAAACUACGUGGGAUGACAUUGACAGAGUGUUUUUUUACAAGACUUACAUAAAUGAAGCUCUUAAAGCCUAUGAACUUGAUGGGGUAACGCUAAAGGGCUACACAGCAACAUCUCUCAUGGACUCCUUUGAGUGGUUGAAUGGCUAUACUGUUGGAUAUGGAUUCUUCCAUGUUGACUUCACUGACCCAAACCGACCAAGAUCACCCAAGCUGUCAGCUCAUUUUUACUUCCAACUCAUGAAAGACAAUGGUUUCCCUGUAACAGAAGAUGAGAAGAUGCUGUAUGGAGAGUUUCCUCAGGGUUUCCUUUGGAGUAGUGCCACAGCAGCUUACCAGAUUGAGGGUGGAUGGAGAGCUGAUGGAAAAAGUCUCAGCAUCUGGGAUAAAUUUGCUCACACGCCGCUCAAGAUUUUUGACAGUGAUAAUGGGGACAUUGCUUGUGACAGUUACAAUAAAAUAGAUGAAGACAUUGCAAUAUUGAAGCAACUUGGGGUUAACCAUUAUCGUUUCUCUAUAUCCUGGACUCGGGUACUUCCUGAUGGCACAACAAAUCACAUCAAUGAGGUUGGAUUUCGCUACUAUGACAGACUGGUGGAUGCGCUGCUUGCUGCAAACAUUCAGCCUCAUGUAACUUUGUACCACUGGGAUCUCCCACAAGCUCUGCAGAAUGUGGGAGGUUGGGAGAAUGAAACUAUUGUCCAAAGAUUCAGGGAUUAUGCUGAUGUUAUGUUCAGCCGUCUCGGAGACAGAGUGAAACUUUGGAUCACCAUUAAUGAGCCAUAUAACGUAGCAAUGAUUGGACAUGGAUAUGGAGUAGCCGCCCCAGGCAUUAGUUUCCGUCCAGGUACUCUUCCCUACAUUGUUGCUCAUAACCUUAUCAAGGCUCAUGCUGAAGCAUGGCACCUUUACAAUGACAAAUAUCGGGCUAGACAGAAUGGAAAAGUCUCUAUCACUAUUAACUCUGACUGGUCAGAGCCCAGAAACCCAUAUAAGCAAGAGGACAUUGAUGCAGCAAGACGUGUCAUACAGUUCUACAUUGGGUGGUUUGCCCAUCCCAUAUUUAAUGGUGACUAUAGUGAAAUGAUGAAGACAAUCAUUCGGGAACGCAGUCUUGCAGCUGGAUUGACUAAAUCACGGCUACCUGAAUUUACCCCAGAGGAAAUAAAGAGAAUUAAGGGGACCCAUGAUUAUUUUGGAUUCAACCAUUACACCACUGUCCUGGCUUUCCCUGUCGAGUAUGGAAAUCUUCAGCAUUACGAUGCAGACAAGGGUGCAGGGACAUAUGUUGAUCGGACCUGGCUGGAUUCUGGUUCUGGCUGGCUGAAGGUCACACCAUUUGGGUUGCGCAGAAUAUUGAACUUUAUUAAGGAGGAAUAUGGAAAUCCUACGAUUAUCAUCACUGAGAAUGGGGUCUCAGAGCGUGGGCCCACAAAUCUUAAAGAUUCUCACAGGAGUUACUUUUAUGAAAAAUAUAUUAACCAAGUGCUAAAAGCUUACCGGCUUGAUAAUGUGGAUGUCCGUGGCUACACAGCAUGGUCACUCAUGGACAACCUGGAGUGGGCCACUGGCUUCUCAGAGAGAUUUGGACUUUUUUAUGUCAAUCGCUCUGACCCCAAUGUCCCUCGAGUGGCCAAGGAAUCUGUGUCUUUCUUCUCCACCAUCAUCAAGUGCAAUGGGUUUCCCGACCCUGCAUCAGGACCUCAUGAUUGUUUGAAGCCUGAACCUGAAGCAACAAGUGCUCCAGAAAAUGACAAUUCAGUGAACUUUCUGGGUCUGAGGCUCUCCGCUGAAGAAGCUGAAACCGGAUUUAACACUACAUUUGCUCUGCUGCUUGUGGCAGCAACUGGAGCCAUUUGUUUGUCCAUCGGUUGCUUUCUCACUAAAAGACGUUCAAAAUAAGUUGAAAGUUGAAAUUGUACCUGUAGCUACCAUUCAGACAUUUAUUUUAGCAUUUAUGUGGACAUUUGUAAAGUCUACAUAACACACCAUAAUCCACAGACAGAGGAAAUUGCAGCUAACACUGAAUGUUUUGGAUGAUUCACUUAUUUUAAUUCACUGGGUUUUUUUUACAACAUAAGUAAACUGAUAUUAAAAUGUUUAUGUAUGUAAAUGUUUAUAUAGCUAGAAAUAUGUUAAAGUGUCUUCAAACAUUCAACUACAGUGUUCAUGUAUGACAUCUUUAAUUAAAAUAUGUAACAUUUAAUAAAGACAGUUAUGGUGUCCUAUA
Messenger RNA from Poeciliopsis prolifica (blackstripe livebearer), 5966 nucleotides. Its product is annotated as lactase/phlorizin hydrolase-like. The record is from RefSeq and is a predicted model, not a curated record. NCBI's taxonomy places the organism in Eukaryota, Metazoa, Chordata, Actinopteri, Cyprinodontiformes, Poeciliidae. Gene Ontology annotation, molecular function: hydrolase activity, hydrolyzing O-glycosyl compounds. Gene Ontology annotation, biological process: carbohydrate metabolic process.